Messenger RNA from Danaus chrysippus (African queen), 1251 nucleotides. Lineage: Eukaryota; Metazoa; Arthropoda; Insecta; Lepidoptera; Nymphalidae. The record is from the annotation of a GenBank genome assembly.
AUGGUUCGUUUACCAAUUCUACUACUAGUUGUGUCAACUGUACUAACCACUGUCUAUUCAAUAGACAACGACGUUUUAAAUACAACAGCUCUUCCGAAGUCUGAGGCCAAGCAAAUCUACAGUGUUAUACAAAGAAGACGACACCAAGUUCCUCAUGAAGAAAUCAAAGAAGUAGAUGGUGGAAGGUACUUCAGAAGACCACCUCGGACAACAACCGUACCUUCAAUAUUUUCUAUGAAAGUUGAAAAAACAUAUCAACAUGUAUACCCGGACGUGAAUUCAUCUGACAAACAAAUCCACCCUAAACAAAACCAUACGAAUGAAGAUUACCCCAGGGGGUCCUCAAAGCCGUCCAUUAAAAAUAUACCUACCGAACGUGUUACCUUAAAAACUAGAAAUUUAAGCAGAAGAAUACCGUUUGCAGGAAGGUCUCAUCCUGCUGUUGCUCAACCAAUGACAAGUUUUAACGAUCAUCAUCAAGAAGAAGACAAGGUCAAAACUGAAUCUACAUCAACAACUACAUCGACAACUACUACUUCAACAACAACGUCAACUACACCAGAACCUGUAGUACUUGAAACUACUGAAAUGGUACAAGUAAGAAAAGAAUCUGUUGAAGAUUCCCAAAAUUUGGAUUCUUUCCCCUCAAAGAACACACAAAUUUCACCAAACGUGAUAGCUGAAAUUCAAAAAAGUGAAGAGUUCAUUGAAAAAAAUGUUACGACAACUACAAGUACACCCAUUUCUACUACCACUAAGAAAUUGGAAGAAACUGAAUUUGUUCCUACUUCUGUUAACGUUCCAAAUAUAAUAUCUCACACCCGAAGACGACGACCACAUUUUGCUACAAGAGUACAUUCACAGCCUAUUAAAGAAACACUGACAGUUAAUGACAAUGUGGCCUUGUCCACUUCUGCACCUACAGUAAAUGCUACCACUGCAACGGAACAAGAAAAGAAAAAGAUUUCUCCUUCUUAUGAGUUGGAUUUACCGGCUAUAGUCAAAAAACCAAAACUACGUCGAAGACUAUUGAACAGGGAUUCAGUGAACAGGAGAUCACAAAAAUUAGGAUCGGACGAGUUAAGAAAACAACAAACUGAUACAUCUCUUGAUGAAAUUCUUUCAAGUUCUACUCAAGGAAUUCCCUCAACACUGGAUGUUGAAAAGUCAGCAUCACUUGUACCAAUGACUUCACCAAAACCACCACCAGUACCCACAUUAUCUCCUUGGUACGAUGGUUUUGGUAAAUAG